UGAAAAUUAUGGAGGUGCAGGCCCAAGUACUUCGAAUCAUCAACAAGAAAUCCAAGAAAGAACAGCGAAGGAAAAACGUGACAAGAAAAGUGUUUUCUCGACUCGAGAUGUUAGAAGGUGCUAAAUCAAUAGGUGCCGGAGCUGCUACAAUUGCUUUAGCCGGAGCUACUGUCGGUAUUGGAAAUGUCCUCAGUUCUUUGAUUCAUUCCGUGGCGCGAAAUCCAUCAUUGGCUAAACAAUCAUUUGGUUAUGCCAUUUUGGGCUUUGCUCUCACCGAAGCUAUUGCAUUGUUUGCCCCAAUGAUGGCCUUUCUGAUCUCAUUCGUUUUCCGAUCGCAUAAAAAGUCAUGAGA
This is a messenger RNA of Triticum aestivum (bread wheat), 352 nucleotides long. Its product is annotated as ATP synthase subunit 9, mitochondrial-like. The transcript has a single exon. The record is from RefSeq and is a predicted model, not a curated record. Gene Ontology annotation, biological process: proton motive force-driven ATP synthesis; proton transmembrane transport. Lineage: Eukaryota; Viridiplantae; Streptophyta; Magnoliopsida; Poales; Poaceae. Gene Ontology annotation, molecular function: proton transmembrane transporter activity. The coding region runs from base 9 to 350 and encodes 113 amino acids.